Messenger RNA from Erigeron canadensis, 1816 nucleotides. RefSeq names its product serine carboxypeptidase-like 51. The transcript is spliced from 13 exons. NCBI's taxonomy places the organism in Eukaryota, Viridiplantae, Streptophyta, Magnoliopsida, Asterales, Asteraceae. The record is from RefSeq and is a predicted model, not a curated record. Gene Ontology annotation, biological process: proteolysis. Gene Ontology annotation, molecular function: serine-type carboxypeptidase activity. Bases 153 to 1529 code for a protein of 458 amino acids.
UAAUAAUCAAAAGUGAUCCACCAAUCCCACAUAAUUUUCUCUCACUCGCUCUCUUUGUUUAUGUUAUUUUGAUUGUAGUAUAUAAUAAAAAAGAUAAAUAGACUUGCAUAUAUUGGUUUGGAGUGAUUUUUUCUAUCAUUUUUUCUCCUCGAAUGGGAAAGUCACGUUUUGUCGCUUUAUUCUCUGUGUUGAUUUUUCUUCCACUUUUCAAUGGAGGAUUGGCCAUGGCUUCAGGAACUCCAGAUGGUUCAGAAUCAUGGGGUUAUGUUGAAGUCAGACCAAAAGCACAUAUGUUUUGGUGGUACUACAAAAGUCCGUAUAGACCUCAAGAUUCAAGCAGCAAUCCAUGGCCUGUAAUUCUUUGGUUGCAAGGUGGACCUGGUGCUUCAGGAGUUGGGACUGGAAACUUUGAAGAGGUGGGCCCAUUGGACUCUUUCUUGAAGCCCAGAAACUCUACAUGGCUAAGAAAAGCAGAUCUAUUGUUUGUGGAUAAUCCAGUUGGAACAGGAUACAGUUAUGUCGAGGAUGAAAAGCUACUGGUGAAAACCGAUGAAGAGGCUGCAACUGAUUUGACAACAUUGCUGAUUGAAAUCUUUAAUGGAAAUGAAACUCUUCAAAAAAGUCCACUUUAUAUAGUGGCAGAGUCUUAUGGUGGUAAAUAUGCAGUUACUCUUGGACUCUCAGCUCUCAAAGCCAUUGAAGAUAAAAAGUUAAAACUUAUUCUUGGAGGAAUUGUGUUGGGAGAUAGUUGGAUAUCACCUGAAGAUUUUGUGAUAUCAUGGGGUCCUCUUCUAAAGGAUGUUUCAAGGAUAGAUGAGAAUGGCCUGGCUGAGGCAAACGGUCUAGUUGAGAAAAUCAAGCAGCAAAUAGCUAAUGGGAAAUUAGCAGCUGCCACAGAAACAUGGAGUGAUCUUGAAGAAGUGAUUAGCGCCAAUAGCAACUCCGUUGACUUCUACAAUUUCUUGUUGGAUGAAGGGAUGGAUCCAGUGUCGAUGAUAGCAAGCGAGGUCAUGAGAGGAACCCCGAGGAAGAGAUACUCUAGAUAUCUUGAUUCUUUAAAAAAAACGCCCGGUGGAAAUGGUGGUCUUGAUCGUUUGAUGAAAGGUGUGAUUAGAAAGAAACUUGGGAUUGUUCCAAAUAACGUGGAAUGGGGCGGGCAGUCGGGUCUUGUUUUUAGCUACUUAGCAGGUGACUUCAUGCGACCAAGAAUCAAUGAGGUUGAUGAACUUUUGAGCAAGGGAGUUAAUGUGACUAUAUACAAUGGUCAACUUGAUGUUAUAUGUGCAACGAAGGGAACACAAGCAUGGGUUGAAAAGCUCAAGUGGGAUGGUCUAAAGACAUUCUUGAGCAUUGAUAGAACUCCAUUAUAUUGUGGAGAAGGUAAAAAGACAAAAGCAUUUACCAAGUCCUACAGAAAUUUACACUUCUAUUGGAUUCUUGAAGCUGGUCACUUUGUGCCAGUAGAUCAACCAUGUGUAGCAUUGGAGAUGAUUGGUAGCAUUACAAGUUCUUUGGUAUCGACAAAGUAAAGGAUGAUAAAAAAUGUGGAAAAUUAAUAAUGACAUACCAAGACAUGAGUAACAUAAAUAGGAGAAGAAGAGAGUCUACUGCAUGUAAAAUGUGCUUAUAAUUUGUAAUUUUGUAUCCAUAUUUGAAUUUUGAAGUCACAUACAAGGAGUAAUUUUCUAAGUGAAAUUUAAUGUGCUAUUUGAUAUUUGUAGGAAAAAGAAAAAGAUAUACCUUACACACAUAAAUAGAUGUUUGCAACUUGCUAAUGAAUAUUUGUUUAUCAUGAUAUUUACUGUAGUUUGGUUAA